AUGGAGAGAGUGAUUAAGAUUUCAGAAGCUUAUGAGGCUCCGUACCUUCCUCUCCAGGACUUGGACAAUUCUAGCUUCAAUCAGCUGGGACACGAGCAAAAGCUCAAUCGCAGCCUUGGCGUUCUAUCGAAUUUCGCCGUGUCAUUCUCAAUCAUAUCGGUGCUCGGCGGUUUGACGACAACGUUCAGUACAGGUCUAACGUUCGGUGGGACGGUGACGAUAAUCUAUGGAUUUCCAAUUGCAGGCUUCUUCACCCUCAUCGUAGGUCUGGCCAUGGCCGAGAUCUGCUCUGCCUAUCCAACCUCCGGUGGGCUUUACUACUGGAGCGGAAAGCUCAGCGGCAGCGAGUGGGGCCCUUUCGCUUCUUGGGUUACUGGCUGGUACGCUUCUCUACAACUUGAUCCUACAAUCUCACUGCAACCCUUUCAAUCUAUUAGCUGUUAG
This is a messenger RNA of Telopea speciosissima, 444 nucleotides long. RefSeq names its product amino-acid permease BAT1-like. Gene Ontology annotation, cellular component: membrane. Gene Ontology annotation, biological process: transmembrane transport; gamma-aminobutyric acid transport. Gene Ontology annotation, molecular function: gamma-aminobutyric acid transmembrane transporter activity; L-alanine transmembrane transporter activity; L-lysine transmembrane transporter activity. The record is from RefSeq and is a predicted model, not a curated record. The transcript has 2 exons. Bases 1 to 444 code for a protein of 147 amino acids. NCBI's taxonomy places the organism in Eukaryota, Viridiplantae, Streptophyta, Magnoliopsida, Proteales, Proteaceae.